AUGGCAACUACCGAACAAUUUUCUUUGCGUUGGAAUAACUUCCACUCCAACCUGACCUCUGGGUUCCAUGAACUCCUGGAGGCUGCUGAGAUGGUGGACGUCACUCUGGCAGUGGACGGCCACUUCUUACAGGCCCACAAAAUCGUCCUGUCUAUCUGCAGCCCCUAUUUCAAGCAAAUGUUCAAGGCAAAUCCCUGCAAACAUCCCAUUGUGAUACUGAAAGACGUGGGGCAUGAAAAUAUGAAAGAUAUUCUAGAGUUUAUGUAUAUGGGGGAAGUUAGUGUACUUCGAGACAAUUUGACACAAUUCCUGAGGACUGCUGAAUUGUUGCAAGUUAAAGGACUGACAGGAGAUGACUCAAGUGAAGAGUCCCCCUCCUCAAAAGAGAACAAAACAGAUUGUGAUAGUAUUGAUGAAAAUGAAAUGUACAAUCAAAUGAUUGAAAGUGAUGUAGAGUUACCUGUAUAUCCUCAACCAACCACACAUCCAGCACCUCUUCCAAAACGAACAAAACAUGUCAAUAAUGUUGGUACAAAUGCCAAACGUCCAAAGAAUGAAAGUCAGUCACAGCUAAUAAAACCAAUCAAACAAGAAUUUGAGCCAGUUAAAACAAAAAAUGAGGCAAUUAGCAAUAAUGGAGAAUCUGCCAACAUAGAAAAUUCCAACUCUCUGGGUUGCUUGAAACCUUCAGAAGUAGAUGACUGCAAAGAACCAAUCAACAUGAAGAUGAUGUGGGACAACAGCUUUGCGGCCGCCACAUCGGCAGAUUUGAAUUCAUCUGACCAAGAUCUGUCCUACCAAUUGGACAUCAAGGGCCACGUUUUCUGUCCGUACUGCUGCAGGAAGUUUGUCAACCGCUACAAUCUCAAGGUUCACGUGAGGGAUAAGCACGAGGCGAAUUUCACGGACCUCGACUGUCAAAUCUGCGGUAAAACUAUGCGCAACCAAAGCUGUCUGCGGGUGCACAUGUACCAUCAUCGGAAACAGAAUCUCGAUGCAGCAGUUAUCGCUACUGGUAUUGCAUGAGCUGA
Molecule: messenger RNA, 1031 nt
Organism: Phaedon cochleariae (mustard beetle)
Lineage: Eukaryota; Metazoa; Arthropoda; Insecta; Coleoptera; Chrysomelidae
Source: the annotation of a GenBank genome assembly